This is a messenger RNA of Ilex paraguariensis (yerba mate), 1815 nucleotides long. The record is from the annotation of a GenBank genome assembly. Lineage: Eukaryota; Viridiplantae; Streptophyta; Magnoliopsida; Aquifoliales; Aquifoliaceae.
UUCACUUAACCGCAUAUUAGUAAGCUCCCAACCGCAGACGAGCCAGACCCCAAAACAACACAGGGUCUCUUUGCUCCAACACUAAUGGCUAUCUUCGUUCCCUAUCUCUUGCUCUCCACCUUUCUAUACCAAUCAUCAUUUUGUGCUUUAGAAACCCACUUCGAGUCAGAUUUGGCUCAGGAGCUUCUCAUUUCCGCAAAAGAUCCCAAGUUCUUCGACUGGGUGAAAAGGGUCAGAAGGCAAGUCCACCAGUACCCAGAACUGGGGUUUGAAGAGCACAGGACGAGUCAGCUCAUUAGAGAUGAGCUUGACUCACUAGGAGUCCAGUACAAGUGGCCUGUUGCCAAGACUGGUGUUGUGGCUUCUAUUGGGUCUGGGGACCAACCCUUCUUUGCUCUCCGAGCUGACAUGGAUGCUCUCCCUCUGCAGGAACUAGUUGAUUGGGAAUACAAGAGCAUGAUUGAUGGCAAGAUGCAUGCUUGCGGUCAUGAUUCUCAUGUAGCAAUGCUGCUUGGAGCAGCAAAGUUACUCCAGGCCAGGAGAGAAAGAUUGAAGGGAACCGUGAAGCUUGUUUUCCAGCCUGGAGAAGAGGGUUAUGCAGGCGCUUAUCAUUUGCUAAAAGAUGGUGGUCUUGACAAUGUUAAUGCAAUCUUUGGUUUACAUGUAAUGCCAUCACUUCCCACUGGUACCAUUGCUUCAAGGCCAGGUCCAAUGCUUGCUGGUACUGGAAUGUUUUCAGCAGCUAUAAAAGGGAAAGGUGGGCAUGCAUCAAGCCCACAUUUGGGUAGAGACCCUAUUGUUGCAGCAUCCCUGACGAUUGCUUCCCUCCAACAAAUUGUGUCGCGAGAGACCGAUCCUCUUGAAGCCAGAGUGGUGACAGUGGGGUACAUAGAGGGAGGCCAAGCAGCAAAUGUAAUUCCAGAGACUGUUAAAUUUGGGGGAACUUUUAGAAGCUUGACUUCUGAAGGUCUGUCCUACCUCCAGGAAAGGAUCAAAGAGGUCAUAGAAAUGCAAGCAGCAGUGCAUCAAUGCAGUGCGAUCGUGGACUUCAUGGAGGAAAAACAAAUGCCUCAUCCAGUUAUGGUUAACGAUGAAGCAGUGUAUGAACAUGUGAAGAGAGUUGGGAAGACCUUAGUUGGGGAACCCAAUUUUCAGCUGUUCCCGGUUAUAAUGGGAGGCGAAGAUUUCAGCUUCUAUUCACAGAGGAUGCCAGCAGCCAUGUUUGUGAUUGGGACAAAGAAUGAGACUCUAAAGUCAGAUCAGCCAUUGCACUCACCUUACUUCUUCAUUGAUGAGGAGGCUCUUCCUAUCGGGGCAUCGUUCCAUGCUGCUGUUGCAAUGUCCUAUUUGGAUAGCUAUGCUGCUGAGUUCUGAUACUUUUUAGGAACUCGGUUGUAUUAUUUUCACUAGAUCCAUAGAAGAAGGAAAAAAAAAAAAGAGCAAUGCUAUAGGGACCUUAUUUGAGAACUUAAUUUAGAGACCUAAUGAUGUGACUUCAAUGUAACAAUUGGAUUAUUUGUGAGUUACAAUGUUAAAUGGAGCCCACAAUCAAUCCAAUGGUUGUAUUAAAUUAAGUCCCUAGAUUAGCUCCCCAAAUUAAGUCCAAAUAGCAUUUUUCAAAAAAAAAUUGUGGGAAUAAUUUGAAGGAGUGUAAUCUAUGCUAAUGGUGUAUUAUAAACUUCACAGCUGAUGUGGAAACUUCUAGUUGAAGCUCAAAGGUGGUGGAAAUAGUGAAGAUGAGUACUAAAAAGGGCCAAAAUGUGGGACCUCUUUUUUAAAAUGUGCCAUAUUUACUAUCAUUUAUCGAUAUUUAAU